Messenger RNA from Schizophyllum commune H4-8, 1775 nucleotides. RefSeq lists its product as uncharacterized. The transcript is spliced from 2 exons. The record is from RefSeq and is a predicted model, not a curated record. Lineage: Eukaryota; Fungi; Basidiomycota; Agaricomycetes; Agaricales; Schizophyllaceae. Bases 44 to 1579 code for a protein of 511 amino acids.
UCUCCCACUCUCAUCAGGCCUCUGUCUACCUCUAAAACAAACAAUGGGCAGUCCUCAGAACACCGUCGCGCUCUACAACACACCUCCCUUGGCGUGCCCGAUUUCGAAUUUGGCGAACGAGCUCCUGCUGGCGGUCUUCACAGCUGGGAUCGACCUCGAAUCCGAGUGGAUCUAUGAAGGAUCCGGGUCUUUCCCAGUCCUUGUCAGCCACGUAUGCCAGCUCUGGCGCGCGAUUGCGAUCGAUGCUGCAGAACUCUGGACAACCAUAUGCGUGCAUCUCUUCUCACUCGAGUCUCGUGCCCGUGCUCGCUUAUACGUCUCUCGCGCGCGGUCCAGGGAGAUACAAGUGCAUAUCGACACCAUAGAGGGGAGCAUGUUCGCCUCCAGAGGCCUCACCCGGCACGAGAGCUUUCUCUUGACGGUCCUCAGCCCCCGUCUUGCCGAACUGAAUAUCAGAGGUCGACGGAUGUCAGAAAUCGAUGACAUACUGCGUUGUCUACGCACCAGGGCUCCUUCUUUGCAGCGUCUGGAAUACUACGCCGAGCUCGACAGCCAUGAUCAUCCCUUGGUUGCCGUCGAGCAAUUCGACUACCUCCCUGCUCUGCGGCAUCUGAAGGCGGUCCAUGGAUGUAGUUCGUGCCAUCCGCGAUUGGCAAAGCUCGUACAUCUACACAUCACAGAUCUUUCUGCGGCUGAGCUGGCCGUCGUCAUUCAGGACUGCCCGGCAUUGGAAACGCUUGCCCUUCCCCGUUUCAAGGUCGCCCAAGUGAAGGACCACAGCACAGGGGUCAUUUCUAGCGUUGAGGCGAUUUCUGUGAAGCGCUUUGCGGCGAGCUUCCAGCAGCUGACUCCCGACGCUUCGGUGACGCAUCUGCAUAUGCCCCGCCUACAAUACUUGGAGCUCUAUGAUGAUUGCGGGGAGCACGGGGUUGACCUAGCCAGCGUGUUUCCCAGCGAAGGUUCAUCAUCGGGACCCUUUCCCUGCCUCGUUAGUCUUCAUCUACAGAAACCCUUCGACUUCGAGCACUCCCCCACGAUGCCUUUCCUUCGGUCACUUGGGUCUUUGCGCCAUAUUGCGCUCACAAAUGGAAAUUCCCUUCCAUCCCUUCGGCAUUGGCCAGACCUGCAGAGCCUUCACGUCUCCGGAUCUCUGACCAAAUCGAGCGUGUUCCCCUCGAUGGUGCGCAAAGUUGAAACUGAGGCGACAACCAAAGUCCGGCUCAUCCUUUCCGAUGCUGAUACUUUGGCUGAAAAUAUUCCGCUUCAUCGAACCCCUGGCGGAGGCUAUAGACUCAUCACUGCCGAAGAAGCGGAGCUCGAGGAUCCUGAAGAAGAGGAAUGGAGCGACGAGUACCCCGAUCCAGGCGAUUUCGACGAUGAUCGCUGGGGCGAUGGUGAAGACUGGGGGGAAUUUUGGGGGGAAGACUCGGACACAGAGCAGUUAGGGAAUGACCACACUUCGUUCCUACCAACUCCCAUGUACAGACAUGGACAUAGCGGUGAUGCUGACAACAGCGAUGCAUAUGGCUAUGCUGACUACAACAGCGGUUACGGAUAUGAUUAUGAUUAUGCGUGGUAGUAGUAUACACAUGGCCGUAUUGUGUGUCUGCCUACUACACGCCGCUUGAAGGAUAGGUGGUAAACAAAACAUGCUCGGGUAUUUAUAAUCGUUUCGGUCGUAAACAGCCAGGCAAUCAUUCGUGUAGCUACAUAAAGUGUAUGUAGAGCCAGGUAGCUUUAGUACAUAUAUACGGGAGAGAUACAUGGUACUGUUC